Perkinsus marinus ATCC 50983 is the source of this 177-nucleotide messenger RNA. RefSeq lists its product as hypothetical. NCBI's taxonomy places the organism in Eukaryota, Perkinsozoa, Perkinsida, Perkinsidae. The record is from RefSeq and is a predicted model, not a curated record. The transcript is spliced from 2 exons. Bases 1 to 177 code for a protein of 58 amino acids.
AUGUCUAAUUAUUCAACAGGUCGCCACACCAAGACUUGUUUCGUAUACCGUCCUUGCAGCAGCAAUUGGCGGUCUAGGGUCAUGGGCUGGCUCACGGGCAGUCCGGCCCGGCUCAAGGAUCCGAGGAUUAUCGCUGGGAGUGAUGGUCGUGAUAGUAAGGGAAUGACUACUGACUAG